Messenger RNA from Symbiodinium natans, 870 nucleotides. The record is from the annotation of a GenBank genome assembly. Lineage: Eukaryota; Dinophyceae; Suessiales; Symbiodiniaceae.
AUGUCGCAUGUGGAUCGCCACAUUGCUUGCACGAAUGCUUCUGGAAGCUUGGCUUCGGCAGUGCUCGCCGCACUGGCAUGCCGUGUCCUGUAUCUUGUCGAUGGCACGCCAUGCAAUCUGGCCAUCGUUUGCCGGCUGGCGGAACAUGGCACCAAACCUGGUUGCCCUGUCUCGGGCCGCCGGAAGAGCGGCGGCCGCAACAGUAAAACAACCAAAGCACGCAGAGCUGAAGCUUCGUCGCGCAGUCUCUCGGGAAUGGAACCCCACUUGACCCAAAUCGUUUUCUGUGGUGCACCGCGGCACGAACCGUUUCCACCUUCUCUCUUGUGUAAGCAUCAGGAGCUGUCGUCCGUGAGGUGUGACAUGCUUCUCGCGAGCAUGGCCGAAGACCUGCUGGGAACGCCCUGCUUCCUCAGACAGCCAACCGACCGAGACAACUUGAGUUGGCGUCUAGACAUAGGCACGCGCGAAGUGGGGCGGUGCAGCGAAGGGCAUCCGGAAACCACUGCUGGUUUUUGUUCGAUGCCGAGACUUCCUCAUCGCGCUGGAAGGUGCACGGAUGUGGCAGGGCGAAGUACCUUUGCGUAUGGGAAGCGAGACCUUUGCUUUGUGAGGCAGCCUGCGGUGCUGACCGAGCAGCCUACCUGCAAGGCAAACGUGCCAUCCACAGCAGCCAGAAUGGAUCCUCAGCGACAGCACUUCACCACAAGGUCAGAACAAGCCCAGAGGUGCACGCCGCGUACCGAGCGUGGCGCACGCGGAGCUUUCGGAGCCUCACGCUCAGGCGCACGAUGUGAAGUGCACGAAAGCAGGCCUGGCUUCUCGGCCUUAGCUUCAACUGAGCCCCCUCAAGCCGUUCACGCAGAUUAG